UCACGUCACAGGUCUGUGCAACAGUCGAUAAAAGCCUUUGGUUGUGAUUUAGAGCUUUAGUGGAACUUGUGCUGCAUGACUUGCAGAGAUGUGCUACCUCCUCUAUUUCUCCACGGAGACAUGGACCCUCCUGGUUGCUCUCAUCACACUGAUCUUUGUGUAUGCCUGCUGGCCAUAUGGAACAUUUAAGAAAUUGGGCAUCCCUGGCCCCAAACCAAUCCCUUUUUUCGGCACUAUGCUGGCAUAUAGAAAGGGAUUUACUAACUUUGACACAGAGUGCUUCAAGAAAUAUGGGAAAACAUGGGGCAUUUUUGAUGGCCGUCAGCCUGUGCUGUGUAUCACAGAUCCUGCCAUGAUAAAAACUGUUCUGAUAAAGGAGUGUUACUCUCUCUUCACCAAUCGCAGAAACUUCCGUCUGAACGGGAAACUGUACGAUGCCGUGUCCAUCGCUGAGGAUGACCAGUGGCGGAGGAUCCGCAGUGUCCUCUCUCCCUCCUUCACCUCAGGAAGACUGAAAGAGAUGUUUGACAUAAUGAAGCACCACUCUGCUAACCUGAUCAGUAGCAUGAAAAAGAUGGCAGACAAGGAUGAACCCUUAGAGCUGAAGGAGUUCUUUGGACCCUACAGUAUGGAUGUAGUAACCAGCACAGCCUUCAGUGUAGACAUAGACUCACUCAACAAUCCCUCAGACCCCUUUGUCACUAACAUCAAGAAGAUGCUGAAGUUUGACCUUUUCAGCCCUCUCUUCCUCAUUGUUGCUUUUUUCCCCUUUAUGGGUCCUGUUUUUGAGAAGCUGGAGUUUUCCUUUUUCCCUGCAUCUGUCACGGACUUCUUUUAUGCUGCACUGCAGAAGAUCAAGUCUAAUCGUGAGGCCACCAAGCAAAAGAGUCGAGUGGAUUUCCUUCAGCUGAUGAUUGACUCCCAGAAAAACAAUGACCCCAAUAAAGUGGAACAGGAUAAAGGUUUAAGUGAUCAUGAGAUCCUUUCUCAAGCAAUGAUUUUCCUCUUUGCUGGCUACGAAACAACCAGCAGCUCUCUCACUUUCUUGGCUUACAAUCUGGCGACAAACCCUCAUAUCAUGAAACGGCUGCAGGAGGAGGUCGACUCCACCUUCCCAAACAAGGCUCCAGCUAAGUACCAGGCUCUGAUGCAGAUGGAGUAUUUAGAUAGCGUCAUCAACGAGUCUCUCCGAUUGUACCCCAUUGCUGCACGUCUGGAGCGUGUGGCCAAGGCGUCUGUGGAGAUAAAUGGCUUUUUGAUUCCAAAAGAUAUGGUUGUCAUGGUACCCACAUGGCCCCUGCACCGGGACCCUGAUCUGUGGCCUGAGCCGGAGGAGUUCAAACCUGAGAGGUUCAGCAAGGAAAACAAGGAGAAUAUUGAUCCGUACACGUACAUGCCUUUUGGGGCAGGGCCAAGGAACUGCAUUGGGAUGCGAUUUGCUUUGGUGAUGAUGAAACUAGCAGUGGUGGAGAUCCUCCAGAGGUACAGCUUCUCUGUGUGUAAGGAGACUGAGGUCCCCAUUGAGAUGGACAUCCAGGGCCUGCUAAUGCCAAAACGACCAAUCAAACUGAAGCUGGUGCCACGAACUGAACCCUCAAGCUAAAAAAAACCCCCAGCAAAAUAAAAUAUAAUCAUUGUUGUGUACAGACCUAUUGAGAAUAAACACCAUGUCCAUUUUUCAUCCAUUGUUAUCAUGGUAAUAAUAUAGUUAUGCAUACAUCUGUAUCAGUUACUUCUCUUUUUUGUUCCUGUCAAAGCUUAUAUCAAUAUUCAUGCUAAAUUGAGUGACAAACCGAUAAUAUGUAAAACCUGUGUUAACUGUGUCAACAGUGUGUGUAACCUGUGUUUAAAUAGUGGGAUGUGUUGAGUCUCUGUAAAUAAUACUAUAAAGAGUACAGUCUGGACCUGCUCUAUAUGAAAAGUGCAAUGAGAUAAGUUCUGUUAUAAAUUGGUGCUAUAUAAAUAAAAUAAAAUUUAAUUGAAUUUAAUUAACAAUAAAGGAGAGUUUGGAUUUUUCUCAUGCA
Messenger RNA from Siniperca chuatsi (mandarin fish), 2024 nucleotides. Its product is annotated as cytochrome P450 3A40-like. Lineage: Eukaryota; Metazoa; Chordata; Actinopteri; Centrarchiformes; Sinipercidae. The transcript is spliced from 13 exons. Gene Ontology annotation, molecular function: oxidoreductase activity, acting on paired donors, with incorporation or reduction of molecular oxygen, reduced flavin or flavoprotein as one donor, and incorporation of one atom of oxygen; iron ion binding; heme binding. The coding region runs from base 89 to 1603 and encodes 504 amino acids. The record is from RefSeq and is a predicted model, not a curated record.